Musa acuminata AAA Group (dessert banana) is the source of this 2753-nucleotide messenger RNA. RefSeq lists its product as uncharacterized. NCBI's taxonomy places the organism in Eukaryota, Viridiplantae, Streptophyta, Magnoliopsida, Zingiberales, Musaceae. The record is from RefSeq and is a predicted model, not a curated record. The transcript is spliced from 10 exons. Bases 836 to 2572 code for a protein of 578 amino acids.
UCUCCCUAUCUCGACCAAGAGAGGUCCCUGGUGUAAUACUGCGCGUUCUUGUUGAGGCAUCUUACUUGGUUUGGUUUAUCUUCCAUGAGAAGCACCCCGAAGCAAAUUGGAAAUGCAGGUGUAGGUGGCAUGUCAUAGUUGUACCAUUCCCAUCUUCAAAAGAAAACAUUCUGGGAACAAUAAUAGGUUCAGUAUGAACCUUUGUACACUUCCACACGCGAACACGGAAUCAAUGCGAUGAUUGGAUGAAACGCGGGGUCCGCCGGACGCGUGUCCUAUCAUCCGUCCCAAUCACCGCAAGAACCCAAUGCUUCUUGUUAGACCCCCGGGGCAGUGCUCGUGUCCGGGGGGGUACCGUAUCUAAACGCUCACGAUUAUUCAUCUUCUCAUCACAAGUCAUUCGGUGGAAAGGACUUCUUCUUAUGUUAAGAGCCGAAUCCACGCAAAGCUGGGAUUUGAAGCCAAGAAAGGGCCCAUUCCACCGUCCGCGCACACCAAGUCUCCCGCCAGAGACUUGCCGCUCUCCUCGAAAGCUCCCUUCCAUCCUCUCCUCGGGAAACUCGAUCCGGUGCUCUUUCUUGGCCUCAAAGCUUCCAACUUCCUCCCACCACAAUACCAUCCACCACCCUCUUUGAGUGAGUUUUGGACGCUGGUCUUGGCCGAAGCUGAGGCUCAUGGCGUCUGGUGACGACGGGCUUCUUGCACUUCCUGUUGCCUCUAACAUGCUGAAGGUCGGGGAACGUACUACUCUCACAUACUUCCAAUAAAAUUAGUGCCUUGUCGCCACGGGAUAACAAUUAACGAUACAUCACUUUCAGAGUGGUUAACUGAUCCAAUGUGUGUCAUGCAGGGAAGGAAGAGCACCAGUAUCCAAAAUAGAAGGUUAAAUCUUGAAAAGGAGGUGGCCGAACUGCAAAGGAUGCUCCAUGAUGAAGAGAAAGUGCAUGAAAUUUUGGAACGUGCAUUGCUUCCACAAAAUGCUCUGUUAACCCUUCGUAUCUCAAGUUUCCUUCCAAAAAAGACAAAGGAACUUUUAGCAGAACUUGUAGUGGUGGAAGAGGAGAUAGCUCGACUUGAAAGUGAAAUAAGUAAAGUUCAAGUAGGCCUACCAAACAUGCAAGGAGCUGAAGAACAGAAGACCUCAAAAGUUUUCAACUUUAAGGACACAAAUGUAAAUGUCAUAGUUGAACCUUCAAGUGAUAAGUCGGUUGCUUCAUCACAUGUGCCUGGUCAAGAAAUUUUGCAGCAGAAGAUAUCACUAGAAACCAAGCCUUUGUUCUUUAUAAACCAGGCAAUAAAAGGAGAUUAUUUGGUUAACGGUUUCAGCAAUAUAAGAAGUGCUGGAAGCUUAACCAGGUCUUUCCAUUACAAGGGAAGCCAAAGGGCAGUGGAAAUUAAGGAGAGAGCUUCAAGGAAAGGUCGAAUGCCACAGAAAGCAUCCUUGCCUAAAUUGCCUCCAAAGCACCUAAGCAAUAAAGAUGCUAAUGUGGAAAAUUUUCUCACAGUAUUCAAAGAACAUUCUACUGUAAAUUCAUCAGACAAAAAUGGUGGAGAAUACCAACCAAACAAGUUAUCUGAGAAAAUAUUGAAGUGCUUGAUCUGCAUUUUCUUAAGAUUUAUAAGAACAUCACGAGCAUUGGAUCUAGAAAAAUCUGGCAACUUAUUAAGAUCUGCCAACGUACUGCUACGAUCAGGAAACUUCCAGAUUGAUGGCAGCUUGAUGUUGAAGGGAAAAAUUCCAACUCAAAGGGAAAUAAGGCACCAUGAUCCUUAUGAAAUUUUUGAGAUUGAAGACUCUCUACUGAGAGAUAUUGGUCCAUACAAGAAUCUUGUCAAAUUUACCUCAUGCUCUUUGGAUCACAAAGACAUUUCUAGUUCUCUUGCUUUAUUAAAGAAGUUAAGGAUCUUAAUUAGCAGCCUUCAUAAGGUGGACUUGACAUUUUUGACCCACCAAGAGAAAUUGGCCUUUUGGAUAAAUGUUUACAACAUCUGCAUCAUGCAUAGCUUCCUAGAACUUGGGAUGCCUUCAAAUCGAGAAAUGGCUGAAGGAUUGAAGAAUAAGGCCACGCUCAAUAUAGGAGGGCACAAACUAAAUGCAUUAGCUAUAAAGCACCUUAUUCUAAAGCAAUCAUCGAACUCUAAUGAGGAUGGCUGGAAAGUUCACAAGGAUGAUAAAGAAAUGGUUCCUAAAGACUAUGGAUUGGAGCAAUCAAACCCCAAUAUUGUGUUUGCACUAUGUUCUGGCUGUAAAUCUUCUCCAGCUGUCAGAACAUACACAGCCGAUGGUGUCGUAGGCGAGUUGGAAAAAUCGAAGAUGGACUACUUGCAAGCUUCCAUAGUAGUGACAAGUACAAAAAGGAUUUUGAUCCCGCAUCUGCUGCACUCAAAUAUGCAUGACUUUGCCAGAGACUUGGAUUCUUUAGUUGACUGGAUUGUCAACCAGCUUCCAACUUCUUGGCCUCUGAGGAAAUCCAUGCUAGAGUGCUUGAAGGGAAGGACAGCUGCGAAGAUAUCUCAUACGGUGGAUGUUAUCCCUAAUAAUUCUGAAUUCCAAUACCUUCUGCCCAUGUGACUUGAUCUUCCUUUGCACUUUUUUUCUUGAAAAGUAUGCCGAGCUAUUAUAGCAGGAUGCGAGAAAUUAUUCCAUGUAUGUAUGCUAAUAAGGUCUGGUUUCACUUCCUUUACUUGAGUUAAUUGGGAACGAUCUGUAAAUGUAUCAGUAGACAAGAAAAUAAUAAGCUGUGUGUUUUGGA